UUACACUGCACAGUCAUAUUUGGUCCUCCGGAAAUAUCCACAGCACGGCCUAGAAAUAUAAAUGGGUAUGCCCCAAAAUGGAUUCUCAGCUGGCUUCAGUCCUGACCAGUGGCAGCCUGGAUGUCCAAAAUGGCAGCCAGUGUGCAGAAGGAUCAGGGCCAGUGACAGAGGUUUUUUUGGACCACAAGGAAAACACCUCACCCUGUUCUGUACCAGGUAACCUCCAGCCAUGCCCUGUCACAGCAGCACUGACCAUCAGGACAGAAGCUCCAUCAAUCAAUGGGAAAAAGCUAGAGGUGGGCGGAACUUCUAAGCCAGCCUUUCAGGAAACAAGAAGCAAGAUUGCUGGGUUGAGACAGCCUAUUACAGUCAAGACUGGAGUGCCUGUAGUGUGCAGCCAGCCAAUCAGACUCAAAAUUGUUGUCCCCACACAGUGCAAGAAGCCAAUCACAAACUCUGCCAUCAGCCAGACCAAAAACUUUGCUAGCUCACAUUUUAUAAGACCUGUUCCUGUCUCAGCUGAAGAAUUAAGAGACAAAAUAUCUGCUGAUAAGAAUGAAGAAGAAAUCCAGGAAGUUUCUCAUCAAAACAAUGAGGAUGCUAAACCACAAUCAUUCCACGAGACAGAAGAGAAAACCUGCAAAAAGAAAGAAGUUUUGAGUGGUGAAGUCACACAAAACCAUAACCCAGAGACUCAUAUGAUCCCCUGCACUAAUAUGGAAAAAAUACUCACCCAGAAAAGGAUUAAAGAGGAAAAUACGGAGCAAAAAAUUGAGAAUAUUCCUCUAAUUUUGCAAGCAAUUGAUUUAAAGUCAUGUGAGACUUUGGAUUGUGGAAUGGAAGAACAGACAGAACCACUGGAUCUUAGUUUGCCCAAGAAAAGAGACAGGAGGUGUGGACUCUUACUGGAUGAUUCAGGCUGCGAGAGCUCGCUGAUCAUGGAGGUGGAUGAAUAUGAGGGAGAAGGAGACAGAGAUGUAGUUGAAGAGGACGACGAGGGUCGAGGAGAGAACACUGUGCAACAUAUGGAUGGGAGAGAUACCCUAGGGGACUCUCUUCUGUCUCCCUCUUUCUUUUCUAACUCUUUCUUUGACUCCUCUUCAGUGGACUGUGACACUGAAGAUCUUCUUCUCAUAGACGACCAGGGAAUCCCGUACACUCUCGGUCUGGAUGGACUUAAAGUGCAGCAGGUCGGCGCUUCCACGUCAGAGGAUCCUCAGUCUUAUCUGGCUAAUUUAGCAGAGGAGGAAGAAACAGAGUGGUCUCAAUUAGCAGAUCCUAGCAUCAGCCAAAGUUUGGAUAAAGUACUAAAUGAAACUUCAGGUGAUCUGUCCCCCUCAUCAGCCCCUGAUACAGACUCUCUGUCGCUACCUAUAGAUCAGACAAUGACAAAGAACGAAGCCUUCGCAAGUUUGAUUACUAAAUCAGACCCGUCUGGACCUGCAGAACUGAGCGUUAAACCUGUUCAGGACUCUAGUUUUGUUGAGUCAGCUUCCACUGGGAUAUCACUCCCGACCCAGCCCAUUCAGAUCCUCACAAGCCCUUCUACAAACACUCCUAUUUUCUUCCUGUCAGCCACUUCCUCCCCUCAGCUCUCUUCUGCUCCUGGGGGUCUAUCGCUUCCUCUCUCAGCCACACAGACCUCCCCAGGUGCUUCCACCUCCAUGUUCAUUCUCUUAUCAUCUGUACCCAAUACAUCCUCUGGUGACUCCGCCUCUACCUCCACCCCGAUUGCCGUUCUCGACCCCGCCACAGGUCAGUUGUCACAAAUCACGGCAGCCUCGGCUCCUGCGGUCUCCCUCCCUUUGCCCUGUGGUCAGCUGGGAUCACCUUUGCCCACGCUGUCCCACCCCAUCAUCAGACUGAGCCCCAAUAACCCCCCUGUCAUCCUGUCAGGGGUAAAUAAUGUCAACGCUGGCUCUGUUCUCGCCUCUCUUAGCAUGCAAUCGUCCUCUCCUGCUCCUCAGAAUGACCUCCACCGCACAACUCCCCUUCUUCAUACUCAAAUCAGCUCUUCCGAAUCAAUCCCAGGAAGUGAAGCCAUAUCUGCUGAAGAAAUCUCUAAUGAAAACAACAAGCCAUCAACUUCAGAAUCCUCUGCUAGUACAACCGUGGAAAGCUUAGCUCAGCCAAGCUCAGAGGCUCAGUCACCUGCCUCGGAACCCAAAUAUGAUUCGCCAGACCUGCACUCACAACACUUACCUCUGGACGACCAUCUUUACUUCUCAAACGCCGCCGCUCCUCCUUCCCCUCCCUUUGGAUCUAUCCUCUCAUCCGCCCAGGAUCCCCUGGACCCGCUGGAUCCCCUCUCUUCAGAAGAGUCCUCCAACAACACCCGUAGGGUUCUGUACUGCCAGCUGUGCCCGCGUGUCUUCUUUUACCUCUCUGACCUUGAGCGACACGCCAUCACUCACUCACAGAAGAAGCCUCACGUCUGUCAGCAGUGCGGGAAAGCCUUCAAACGAUCUAGCCAUCUGCAGAGACACAAGCACAUCCACACAGGCCAGAGAAACUUUGUGUGCCCCAUCUGCUCCAAACGCUUCAGGGAAGCUGGUGAGCUGCAGCGCCACCAAAGGGUGCACACCGGAGAGAAACCGUACCAGUGCCAACUUUGCCACACCCGCUUUGCUGAGCGCAACACACUACGCAGACACACUAAGCGCAAACACCCUUACCACCAAGUAGCCAUGGAGAUGCUGAACGAAAGGAGAGCAGGCGGCCGAGGAGAGGGGGGAGGAGGUGAAGGAUCCAGGGUGCAGGAGGAAGAGGAGAGUGCUGAGUGGUACAGCUCCACUGUGUCAAACCUGGAAAACUCAGAGUCUGAGUUGGAAACUUAGAGAGCUGUCUGCACAGAGUCCAAAGUGUAGGAAGGAGAUCAGCAGGGUGAUCAAGUGUUAAACACUAAACUUUCCUCAUUAAUUCAAAGUCAAGGAAGGGAGCACAUGCAAUAUGUUUCAAUGUUUAUAAAAUAAUUUAUUUAUGAAUGUAUAGUAUUCCCAUUCCAUUUAAUGGUCCAAAUAUUCAGCCUUUUCAGUCCUUCUGAUGCUAAUUUGAGUGUUUAUGUUUUGGGUAAAAUUGCAUAAUUUAAAGGGAAAUCUCCUGCUUGUAAUAAUUAUUUUAGUUUGAGUUCGAAAUGCUUAUUUUGAUCGCAAGCAAGAGGUGCAUUCCUAUACAAUCCAUAAUGAAAAAACCCUCAAGUGCUCAGAAAAGAAAGAUAACUGAUUUACUGUAAACAAUUCUCUGCUCUAGCUGUAAAUAUAUAUAUAGAGAGAACUGUUUUUAUUAGCUGCACUCCUGCACUAUAUGUGAAAGAUAUAAUCUAUCUUGUCACUGUCAGAGACACUGUGAGUCAUUUGCACAUGUUUUAUUUUAGAAAAAUAUCAAAAAAAUGUAAAUUGUGAAGGAAAAUACUAACUUUUUUGCAGCUGUUUUAUUUUACAUAUUUAAUUCAUAUCGUGUCAGAGUUUGACCAAAUGUAUUGAUUGAUUCUCACAUGAACACUAUAUUGAGAUUUGUUUUGUUAAAUGUGAAUUAUGUUAACUUAUUUGAAUUAAACUUUAUCA
This is a messenger RNA of Labrus bergylta (ballan wrasse), 3563 nucleotides long. RefSeq lists its product as uncharacterized. Gene Ontology annotation, cellular component: transcription regulator complex; PcG protein complex; chromatin. Gene Ontology annotation, biological process: regulation of transcription by RNA polymerase II. The record is from RefSeq and is a predicted model, not a curated record. Gene Ontology annotation, molecular function: RNA polymerase II cis-regulatory region sequence-specific DNA binding; DNA-binding transcription factor activity, RNA polymerase II-specific. NCBI's taxonomy places the organism in Eukaryota, Metazoa, Chordata, Actinopteri, Labriformes, Labridae.